AAAUACUGUGUAGUUACGUCUUUUUUAAUUGUGAUUAUGUUUUUAAACUUUUCGUUACAUUGAGAUUGUGCACUUAUUUUGAAAACACUAGUCCGGAAGUGUUAUUAUUUCUCUGUGAGGAGGAAAGCAGGCGUUAAGAAGCGUUACCCAGCAGGUUAGUGAACACGGAGAAACGUUAAAAACCGCCAUGGCGUCGCCGCUGGAGAUGACAGAGAUGUACGACAACGCUCUGCUGGGUAUCCUGCAGCACGUUGGAAACAUCCAGGACUUUCUACAGGUCUAUUUUGGGUUUUUGUACCGCAAGACCGACUUUUAUCGCCUGCUGUCAAGUCCCAACGACAAGAUGGGCUUCCCACCCGGCGUGGCGGAGAAGAUGGUGUUAAAGACAUUUAAGCUGUUUGAGAAGCUGUCAGAUCACGACAGGGAGAGGCAGCUGAGCGAGCUGCAGAAGAGAGAGGAGAGUCGAUGUGUCCCCCCGGCAGUCCAAGAGCUGGAGAUCACCGCCGAGCCCCCGGACGGGACGGAGGAGCAGAGCACAGAGGCGCCACAGACCCAGAGCCCCUCGUCGGAUGUGCGGGUCGCGUCGGCUGCAGAGACCGCCAGCCCUCAGCCGGCCAGCAGCAGCACUUCAGGCCAGUCGGCUCAGGGAGACCAGGCGGCUGCAGCCAGCAGAAAGCCGACAGAGGAAUAUCAGGAUAAAUUUCAGUCCGACCCCGACAGCUACAACGGGGCGGUCAGAGACAACUACAACUGGUCUCAGGACUACACCGACGUGGAGGUCCGCGUGUUUGUGCCCAAGACGGUCGUCAAAGGCCGACAGGUCAGCGUCAGUCUGCAGCCCGGCAGCCUCAGAGUGUGUGUGAGGGAGGGAGCCGAAGAGAAAACACUGAUGGAGGGAGAAUUCACUCACAAGAUCAACACUGAAAACUCUCUGUGGAGUCUGGAACCCGGAAGCUGCGUGCUCCUGUCACUCAGUAAGACCUCAGAGGUUUGGUGGAACGCCGUGCUGAAAGGAGAGAAGGAGAUCGACAUAAACCAGAUCAACCGCGAGCGCUCCAUGGCCACGGUGGAUGACGAGGAGCACGCCGUCCUGGACAGACUCACCUUCGACUACCACCAGAAGCUGCAGGGCAGACCACAGAGUCAUGAAAUGAAAGUGCACGACAUGCUGAAGAAAGGCUGGGACGCCGAAGGCUCGCCGUUCAAAGGGCAGCAGUUCGACCCCUCCAUGUUUGACAUCCCGCCCAGCGCGGUGCAGUUCUGAGGCCACGCUCGAACUCCCAGUCCCAGUUUACUGACGCAGCCCGCUGCAGUAAAGUCCGCCGUUUCCUGCCGCCUGUCAGUAACUUACAGAGCAGAAGUGAAGCUGCAGAUUUGCUUUUGUGCGAGCGGGCGGGAGGGACGUUCAGAUUGUGACGAGUCGUAUUAUCAGACUUUAAUUUGAGGUUUUGGCAGCAUGAAAUCUGAUUUGUACUUUAACUGUUUUGCUCUUUAUUUAAUAACUCUAUAGUGCCUAUAAGUUUGUCUCCCCUACUGAGUGAUUCUUUUUCAUUGUUAUUCUCACUUCUCCAAACCGCUGAGCAUUUAGUCGUCUCUCAGUAGACGAGUUUCCAUCCAAAUGCAAAUUUUAGCUGAAAUUCCAAUUGUGAUGCGUUUCCAUCCGGCAGUGCGGUGUGGUCAUUAGGAAAUGAUUCAUCAGCGGAUAAUUAAAUGUGGCAGCCAGACAACUUUUUGGAUUUCAGCAGGAAAGUUAGACUUGGACUUUGGUACGUCCAUGGAGGACAUGAUGGAAACGUGAGGUUUGUGUUUAACGUGUUCAUGUGAGGAAGCUUACAGAUGGGAAGUCAUCAGCUCCUCACUGGGAGGCACACACUUCAUGUAAGUCUGUUUCGUUUUUAUUGAUGCACCAACUUUUCCAUCAAACAUAAAAACUUUUUUGCCAAAUUUG
Scatophagus argus is the source of this 1948-nucleotide messenger RNA. RefSeq names its product NudC domain containing 3 (gene nudcd3). The transcript is spliced from 7 exons. The record is from RefSeq and is a predicted model, not a curated record. Gene Ontology annotation, cellular component: cytoplasm. Bases 188 to 1264 code for a protein of 358 amino acids. Lineage: Eukaryota; Metazoa; Chordata; Actinopteri; Scatophagidae. Gene Ontology annotation, biological process: protein folding.